Messenger RNA from Polychytrium aggregatum, 1609 nucleotides. RefSeq lists its product as uncharacterized. NCBI's taxonomy places the organism in Eukaryota, Fungi, Chytridiomycota, Chytridiomycetes, Polychytriales. The transcript has a single exon. Gene Ontology annotation, molecular function: protein binding. The record is from RefSeq and is a predicted model, not a curated record. Bases 207 to 1340 code for a protein of 377 amino acids.
UGAAUAUUUCGUCAGUCAUGAUUCAAAAAAUCGGGGAAAGCCUUGGAAUGAAAUCCGAUGGUACGUACGCUCAUCAGGUUUGAAAUACCUGCCUAUAUUUUGUUAUUUCUCACUUAUUGUCCAAGUAACUUGUUUCAGGGUCUCGCGAUAUUCGGUCUCUCUGCUCCACAGGAUUAAUUGAGCUGCGAUCGACAGACAAUUACUCAAUGCAUCCCCUUAUUCAAAACGCAAUUCGAGAAUAUUUUAAACGGUCCGUGGACUUGGACCUGCUCGGGGUCCAGAAAGUCGCACAAGAAACACUGUUGAAAUUGAGUGAAAAUGGGCCUCUCUCCCUCAUUCAGCACUUCGAAACGCUGUCAAGUCAUCUAUAUCAGAAAUACCUGGACAAUGCAGCCACAGUCGAUCUUUACUUUCAAAUGGGAAUGAUCGCCUUUGAUCAUAGACUUUAUCCGGAUUCGCUUACGUUUUUUACAAAUUGUCAAAAUCGACUGAAUGACCAAGUCGAUAUCAAAUGCUGCACUUCCAUUCUUCGAGUUCAUAUUCAAAAGGGCCUAGUGUUCCAGGAACUCAACAAAAUCGAUGAUGCCAUUUUACAAUUUGAGUGGGUUCGGGAAUACGUCUUCCAGAAUUACACUGAAAAACUCUUUCUCCAUUAUUUGCCGAUACUUGAGCGACUUCAAAAGCUCUACUUCAAAUGCGAAAACGUCGAUGUGGCAGCAAGGAAAUUGAAAGAUACUCUUGAUGUAUGCGCAGCGAACACGGACGCACGACCUCGACUGUUUUAUGUGAAAGUUCUGAUAGAAUCAUCAGUAUUCAAUAUUGAACAUCAACAUCUCACCGACGCUCUUGAAACAAUCGCGCAAGCAGGCAAAAUUCUAGAAGCAUUCAAUGACAGUGCUUUUCUCGAAGAAAAAAUCAAUUCUUUGAUGAAGCUCGCUGAGCUAUGCCAGAGGAUCGGAAAUACUGUCGAUGCGCAAUCAUUCUACCAACAUAUUGUCAACACAAUUCCUUCUGACCUCCAAAACAACUAUCAAUAUUAUAUGGCGAAGGCCGUGGAAAAACUUGAAGCAACAAAACCACUCAAAGAUGAUUCUGACAACAAGGACCAACGCACAGCUUCAAACCGGGGUUCCCAGCCAGAGGAUUAUUCCCAAGCUUCCUCGCUCAACAAGGAAUUGGGACCAGACGAAAGUGAAUCGGUAAUGAUUCCUCUUCCCGGACAAUUUCCUGAAAACCAAGAGUUGAAGGUGGUUUCAGAGCAUCGACCCUGGUUAAUGUCCAAAUCUCGUGUAUUGCUUCUGAUCAUAAUGUUGAUAUUCGUGAUUAGUUACUUGAUAUGAUGGCGACUAUUCGCACGUACUCGAUUGGCUGAAAGCAGUGAAAUCAACAAGAAAUUCGAUUAUUACGAGAUAUGGUAAACUUGUUCCAACAGGCUCUUUGAAAUAUAUACAUAUCGAUCACUUCAGCAACUUUGGUUCCCACCAUCGCUAAAUACUAGCAGAUGGGACACUCCCGAUGUCGCAUGUCAGCGCAGUAUGCAGUGGCCUGCAUCAAGCACAGCCACAUGCAAUGAAAUCAGCUCCCGAGUGAAGACUGCCGAGCGAAGACC